CUUAGAUGAUCUGUAUUACUGCUCACAUCCACAUGUCCUCAGAAGAAAUGUCAGCAAAGGGAAAUCUGAGAAUAGAAAUGCCUAGGAGAGUACAGGAGAUGAAAAGGAAGAAGUAAAAGACCGAGGGGUAAGCAGAGGCAGAGCGAAGAGAGCCGGUUACUUCAACAGCUUCGUCCUGUCUGAACCUCCAGGACAGUCAGCCUUCUCUCUCUUGGUCACACCCACAGCUAAGACACCUGGCAGGGAAGAGGCACUCAACGCAGAUACCCCUGGGCAGCCAAUGCGCGGACAGCGCCCGCAAUGCCACCAUGCCCUGCGGCUUUCUCCCGCAGGGCUUCGCGGAGUCUCCCCACCUGGGGCCCAUGCUCUUCCUGCUGCUGCUGGCCGUGCACCUGGCUACCCCGAGCGGGAACCUGCUCAUCCUGGUGGCCGUGGCCUUAGUGCCCAGCUGGCCGCCCAUGCUACUCUUCCUGUGCCAGCUGUCAGCCAUCGAGCUCUGCUACAUGCUGGCAGUGGUGCCCCGCUCCCUGGCCCACCUGGCCUCGCCAGGCCGCGGCCGAGGCAGUCCCAUCUCCUUCCUGGGCUGCACUGUUCAGAUGCAGAUGUUUGUGGCUCUGGGCGGGGCCGAGUGCUUCCUGCUGGCCGCUAUGGCCUAUGACCGCUACGUGGCCAUCUGCCACCCGCUGCGCUACGCGGCUGUGGUGGCACCUGGGCUGUGCACGCGGCUGGCCCUGGCCUGCUGCUGCCUCGGGGGACUGGCGGUGUCCGUGGGGCUCACGGUGGCCGUCUUCAACCUGCCUUUCUGCGGCUCCCACCUGCUAGCGCCUUUCUUCGGCGACAUCACAGCGCUGCUGCACCUGGCCUGCACGCAGAGCUACGCGGAGGAGCUGCGUCUGCUGGGCGCCUGCCUGGUGUUGCUGCUGCGGCCCUCGCUGCUCAUCCUGGCCUUCCAUGGCGCCAUCGCCGCCGCCCUGAGCCACCUGCACUCCCCACGCGGCAGGCGCAAGGCUGCCUCCACCUGUGCCUCGCACCUGGCCGUCACCUUCCUCCACUAUGGCUGCUCCACCUUCACGUACAUGCAGCCCAAGGGCAGCUACUCCCCUCGGCAGGAUCGCACGCUGGCGCUGGCCUACACCAACGUCACACUGCUGCUCUACCUGCUCAUCUACAGCCUGCGCAACGGCAAAAUCAUGGCCGCCACCCGCUGGGUGCUGAACCCCAGGGCAGGAUCUGUGUGA
This is a messenger RNA of Globicephala melas (long-finned pilot whale), 1238 nucleotides long. Its product is annotated as olfactory receptor 10AC1-like. The record is from RefSeq and is a predicted model, not a curated record. Gene Ontology annotation, biological process: G protein-coupled receptor signaling pathway. Gene Ontology annotation, cellular component: membrane. Lineage: Eukaryota; Metazoa; Chordata; Mammalia; Artiodactyla; Delphinidae. Gene Ontology annotation, molecular function: olfactory receptor activity; G protein-coupled receptor activity.